GUCUCCCUCUCUCCACGAACUGCCCAGGAGUGAGCAGCUGUUCUUAGUCGCCCGACAGCGGACAGACACACUGACGGCCGACAUCUAGCCCAUCAGCUUGCUGGCCUGUGCCUGGCCGGUUCCCAUCCCCAGUCUUCUGGCAGGGUGUGGGUGGAUGUGGAAGGCUCUCCCUGGACGACCCUAGCCACUGUGCCUCUCUGCUGACUGCUCCUUGAAGCCUUUGACACCUGUGGGUCUGCCGGAGCCCCGCGCCUGCUCCCUGACGGCACGAAGGGCACGCACGUCUACUAUGUGGCGCAUCUGGCUCCUGGCAUCUCUGCUGGCCCUGGGCCAGACCCUGCCCUUUGAGCAGAAGGGUUUCUGGGACUUCACGCUGGAUGACGGGCCGCUCAUGGUGAACGAUGAGGAGGCCUCCGGUGCCGACACGACCUCCGGCGCCCUGGACCCGGACACCGUCACACCCACCUUCAGUGCCAUGUGUCCUUUUGGCUGCCACUGCCACCUGCGGGUUGUUCAGUGCUCCGACCUGGGCCUGAAGGCUGUGCCCAAGGAGAUUUCCCCCGACACUACGCUGCUGGACCUGCAGAACAACGACAUUUCCGAGCUCCGCAAGGAUGACUUCAAAGGCCUCCAGCACCUCUAUGCCCUGGUCCUGGUGAACAACAAGAUCUCCAAGACCCACGAGAAGGCCUUCAGCCCGCUGCGGAAGCUGCAGAAGCUCUACAUCUCCAAGAACCACCUGGUGGAGAUCCCGCCCAACCUGCCCAGCUCCCUGGUGGAGCUCCGUAUCCAUGACAACCGCAUCCGCAAGGUGCCCAAGGGCGUGUUCAGCGGGCUCCGGAACAUGAACUGCAUUGAGAUGGGUGGGAACCCCUUGGAGAACAGUGGCUUUGAACCUGGAGCCUUUGACGGCCUGAAACUCAACUACCUGCGCAUCUCGGAGGCCAAGCUCACAGGCAUCCCCAAAGACCUCCCUGAGACCCUGAACGAGCUCCACUUGGACCACAACAAAAUCCAGGCGAUCGAGCUGGAGGACCUGCUCCGCUACUCCAAGCUGUACAGGCUGGGCCUGGGCCACAACCAGAUCCGGAUGAUUGAGAACGGGAGCCUGAGUUUCCUGCCCACCCUGCGGGAGCUGCAUCUGGACAACAACAAGCUGGCCAGGGUGCCUGCCGGCCUCCCGGACCUAAAGCUCCUCCAGGUGGUCUACCUGCACUCCAACAACAUCACCAAGGUGGGCGUCAACGACUUCUGCCCCGUGGGCUUCGGUGUGAAGCGAGCCUACUACAACGGCAUCAGCCUCUUCAACAACCCCGUGCCCUA
Molecule: messenger RNA, 1323 nt
Organism: Tupaia belangeri chinensis (Chinese tree shrew)
Lineage: Eukaryota; Metazoa; Chordata; Mammalia; Scandentia; Tupaiidae
Gene: BGN
Product: biglycan
Molecular function (GO): protein binding
Source: RefSeq, a predicted model, not a curated record